GACGUCGCUCCAGAGGUCACGCGGCUCCGGCCGUCGGGAGAAUUUCCGCCAUUUUUGAAAUUUGGGGAGGUGCGCGGCUGGGUGGCUGCUGCGAUGGCCGCCUUCGCGGUGGAACCCCAGGCGCUGACGUUAGGAUCUGAACCAAUGAUGCUAGGUUCACCCACAUCUCCAAAACCAGGUGUUAAUGCCCAGUUCUUACCUGGAUUUUUAAUGGGGGACUUGCCAGCUCCUGCGACUCCACAGCCACGAUCAAUUAGUGGCCCUGCAGUUGGAGUGAUGGAAAUGCGCUCACCUGUACUUGCAGGUGGCUCACCACCACAGCCAGUUGUCCCCGCACAUAAGGAUAAAAGCGGAGCUCCACCAGUCAGAAGCAUAUAUGACGACAUUUCCAGCCCAGCACUCGGCUCAACACCUUUAACUUCAAGAAGACAGCCAAACAUUUCAGUAAUGCAGAGCCCUCUUGUUGGAGUUAUGACAACUACUCCUGGAACAGGGCAAAGUAUGUUUAGUCCAGCAAGCAUCGGUCAGCCACGAAAGACAACAUUGUCUCCUGCCCAGUUGGAUCCUUUUUAUACUCAAGGAGAUUCUCUGACUUCAGAAGAUCAUCUUGAUGACACUUGGGUGACUGUGUUUGGGUUUCCUCAAGCCUCUGCUUCCUAUAUAUUAUUACAGUUUGCACAAUAUGGGAAUAUCUUAAAACAUGUGGUAAGCCUCAAAUUUGUGUUGCUUCUUUUCUGACAGAUAUGGAGGUGGGGGG
Erinaceus europaeus (western European hedgehog) is the source of this 757-nucleotide messenger RNA. Its product is annotated as nucleoporin NUP35. NCBI's taxonomy places the organism in Eukaryota, Metazoa, Chordata, Mammalia, Eulipotyphla, Erinaceidae. Gene Ontology annotation, cellular component: nuclear pore nuclear basket; nuclear membrane; nuclear pore central transport channel. The transcript is spliced from 6 exons. Bases 94 to 738 code for a protein of 214 amino acids. The record is from RefSeq and is a predicted model, not a curated record. Gene Ontology annotation, molecular function: single-stranded DNA binding; structural constituent of nuclear pore; phospholipid binding. Gene Ontology annotation, biological process: NLS-bearing protein import into nucleus; nuclear pore organization; regulation of DNA-templated transcription.